AUGUACUCUGGCAACGGCACCGUCGCUGCCGGCUGGCCCGCUCAAAACGCUUGGGUUGACUUCAAUUCGAUGUUCACCGCCAACAUCCCCAUCAUGCAACAAUCGUGCGCCAACAAUGGCUGGGGUGCCAACAACUCUCCCGAUGAAAUCGCCGAUAUCAAGAGCUCCAUUCUCAAGGUUUCUGCUUCGUCGGGAGUAGAUGCACGUUUCAUUCUUGCUAUUGUCAUGCAAGAGUCCAACGGCUGUGUUCGCGUGGUGACGACCAGCUGGUCAGUCGCUAACCCCGGUCUCAUGCAAGAUCAUGCUGGCAGCGGUACUUGCAAUUCAGGCGGUGUUGUCCAAAACCCAUGCCCUGCAUCUGAAAUCGAGCAAAUGAUUGUUGACGGCACUACUGGCACUGCGUCUGGUGAUGGCCUUGUGCAGUGUCUGAAGCAAGCUGCCGUGAGCGAUGUCUCGCAAUAUUACCGUGCUGCCCGCAUCUACAAUGGUGGAUACUCUGGCUACCAUGCUGAUGAUUUGGGCACUGGUUGCUGUACACUUUGUUACGCUUCAGAUGUGGCCAACAGAUUGACCGGAUGGAGCUCGGGACCCAGUCAGUGUCAUUUGUAA
This is a messenger RNA of Aureobasidium namibiae CBS 147.97, 609 nucleotides long. RefSeq lists its product as uncharacterized. The transcript has a single exon. NCBI's taxonomy places the organism in Eukaryota, Fungi, Ascomycota, Dothideomycetes, Dothideales, Saccotheciaceae. Bases 1 to 609 code for a protein of 202 amino acids. The record is from RefSeq and is a predicted model, not a curated record.